UCAUGUUUUUACAGGAAACGUCAAGAAGAAAGGUGGGGACAUGAAGGCGCAGCUUACACUUGGCAGUCCACUGCCACUGCUUUACUAAGAUGGCUACCAUGUUGUCGCGGACCAUCUCACUCGUUGAAAAUCUCACCCGAUUCAAUGGGUCGAAGAUAUUAGGAUGCAAAACCAAUUUAGUAAAGCAACCAGUUCGAAAUUUAAAUGUACACGAACACAUCAGUUACAGUCUAUUAAAUGAAGCUGGAGUACCGACUCCUAAAUUUGGAGUUGCCAAAACUCCAGAUGAAGCUGCAAAGCUUGCUGCCGAUUUGAAAACUAAAGACAUUGUCUUGAAGGCACAAGUGUUGGCUGGUGGCAGAGGAAAGGGUCAUUUUAAGGGUACCAAUGUCAGUGGUGUCAAAAUGUGUGAAACCCCAGAUGAAGCGAAAAAAUUAGCAAGUCAAAUGUUAGGUAAAUUGUUAAUUACUAAACAAACUGGUGAAGCAGGUAGGAUAUGCAAUGCAGUAAUGGUAACACAGCGCAUGUUCCCUCGAAAAGAAUACUACCUUGCUGUCAUGAUGGAAAGAGCCUUUGGUGGUCCAGUUAUAAUAGCUUCAAGUCAAGGUGGUGUAAAUAUCGAAGAAGUCGCUGCAACUAAUCCUAGCGCUAUUAUGUACGAGCCUGUUGAUAUUAACAAGGGAAUUACGAAAGAACAAGCGGAACGUAUUGCUGUGAAACUUGGUCUACAAAAUGUGAAAGAUUACAUUUCCAAUAUAAUUGUAAAUCUAUACCAAUUGUUCUUAAAAAAAGAUGCCCUUUUAUUAGAAGUGAAUCCUCUCGCGGAAGAUAUUAAUGGAAACUAUUUCGCAUUGGAUUGCAAGUGCAGAUUCGAUGAUAAUGCCGAGUUCAGGCAAAAACCAUUAUUCUCUUUGAGAGAUUGGACUCAGGAAGAUCCUAAAGAGGUCGAAGCUGCUAAAUUUGACUUGAAUUACAUUGCUCUCGACGGUAAUAUUGGCUGCAUGGUGAAUGGUGCUGGCUUAGCCAUGGCCACUAUGGAUAUCAUAAAAUUACAUGGAGGAGAACCAGCCAAUUUCUUAGAUGUUGGCGGUGGUGCAUCCACUUCUGCUGUAAAGGAAGCAUUUAAAAUAAUUACAUCUGACCCAAGAGUGCAUGCUCUUUUGGUUAACAUAUUUGGUGGAAUCAUGAGAUGCGAUGUUAUUGCAGAAGGAAUUAUAGCAGCAACUAAAGAACUCGACUUAAAAAUUCCUGUCGUUGUUCGAUUGCAGGGUACGAACGUAGACGAAGCGAAAGCUCUAAUCGCGAACGCAGGUUUAAAAAUCGUACCGAUCGACGAUCUAGACGAAGCUGCCCGUGUUGCGGUUAAAUUGUCAACAAUUGUUAAGUUAGCACAAUCCGAAAAUCUCAGUGUUAACUUCGAGAUACCUUCAAUUUCAUAGAUUUAGCAAAAAUUGUAAUUUACACAUUAUCAGGAAACUAAGGAGAAUGUAUUCACGCAUUGUUAAACAGUUGAAACAACAUUUGAAAGUAAUAACUACACUAAUAACUUCAAGUGUCAUUCUGCGCUUAUCUCUCUUAGAGUUACAUCUCAGUGUUUCAAACAUUGCCGUGUCAGAUUGAGUAGAAAGAAAAAAAAAAUCGUCGAUUUUACUGGACAAAUUUAUAUUUUUCAAAAAGGACACACUUUGUUUCCAGUCUUGUACAUUUUAAAUAUUAGAAAAAUGAUUCAGGCGAUUGAUUCGAAUUUGAUGUUGCUUCCUUUUUAAUGUAAGCACAAAUUCUCUCCCAAGAAGCAUGCAAAGCAUUCUUAAGGAUAUAAUUUAUUGCUUACCCAUCGACGGGUUUCUGUGAUUCAGUAUUAAAAUUAAGUUAUAUAAUACAUAUUUAUCGACAUAGCUAUAUUUUUUGCACGAAAGUGUAUACAACAUUCUUUCGAAGCUUACAUCUAACAGAGUACAUGAUUACUGUCCGAGGCGGAAUCUUUUGUAAAAUUAUCAUUUACAAAAGAAACUGUUAAUACCUAUUUGAGGUACGUGUCAUAAAGAAAUGGCCUGUAAAUGUAACAUAGACAUAUGUAGUUACAUGUAUACAUAUAUAAAUUAUUUUACGUAAU
Messenger RNA from Hylaeus anthracinus, 2113 nucleotides. Its product is annotated as succinate--CoA ligase [ADP-forming] subunit beta, mitochondrial-like. Gene Ontology annotation, biological process: tricarboxylic acid cycle; succinyl-CoA metabolic process. NCBI's taxonomy places the organism in Eukaryota, Metazoa, Arthropoda, Insecta, Hymenoptera, Colletidae. The transcript has 7 exons. Gene Ontology annotation, molecular function: succinate-CoA ligase (ADP-forming) activity; metal ion binding; ATP binding. Gene Ontology annotation, cellular component: mitochondrion; succinate-CoA ligase complex. The record is from RefSeq and is a predicted model, not a curated record. Bases 90 to 1439 code for a protein of 449 amino acids.